AUGCUGACGGAGAUCUUCGCCGUGGCUGGUCCCGUGCAGCACGUGAAGAUUAUUCCUGACCGCAACUACCAGCACGGCGGUCUUAACUACGGCUUUGUCGAGUACAUGGACAUGCGCGCAGCGGAGACGGCCUUGCAGACUCUCAACGGGCGCAAGAUCUUUGACACAGAGAUUCGCGUCAACUGGGCUUAUCAGGGCCAGCAGAACAAGGAGGACACGAGUAACCACUACCACGUCUUCGUCGGUGACCUCAGCCCUGAAGUCAACGACGACGUGCUGGCAAAGGCAUUCAGCGCCUUUGGUACGCUCUCGGACGCGCGCGUCAUGUGGGACAUGAACUCGGGCAAGUCUCGCGGUUAUGGUUUCCUCGCUUUCCGAGACAAGACCGAUGCUGAGCAGGCGAUUGCCACCAUGAACGGCGAAUGGCUCGGCUCGCGCGCGAUCCGCGUCAACUGGGCCAACCAGAAGACGCAAGGCGCUCCUCCCGCUGGUCCGCCGCGCACCGGCAUGGGCGGAGGUGCGCCCGCACCGAUGAACUUCCAGGGUGGCCCGCUCUCGUACGAGUCCGUUGUGCAGCAGACCCCUGCGUACAACACCACCGUCUACGUCGGCAACCUGGUCCCUUACGCCACUCAGGCCGACCUCAUCCCCCUGUUCCAGUCGAUCGGUUACCUCUCGGAGAUCCGCAUGCAGGCCGACCGUGGCUUCGCAUUCGUCAAGCUCGAUACUCAUGAGCAUGCUGCUAUGGCCAUCGUUCAGCUGCAGGGCCAGAUGGUUCACGGCCGCCCGAUCAAGUGCAGCUGGGGGAAGGACAGGGAUAGUGGUGCUGCGCUCAGCUCGGGUUCUCUGAGCCCGACGCCCACUGCAGCUCCCUACGCCAAUGUGCCCAUGUAUGGUAUGCCCCAACCCAAUACGUACGGUCAGUACGGGUUCGGCGCCUACGGUGGCUUCCCCAACCAACCCGCCGCUGGUACGUCCGGCGCCGCGGCCCCUGGUAUGGGAAGCCCUGUCGCGCCUUCGGCAAUGGGUCUUGGUGCUGCCCAAUCGCCUGUGGACCCUACUGCUGCCGCCCAAGCUGCGCAGGGUCAGUGGGGUGGCGCAGAUCCUAGUUCUUAUUACUCGAAUUAUUGGGGAGGUUAUUAUGGCCAGCAAGCCCCCGGAGCGGCUGCGCCCGAUGCUCAGGGUUAG
This is a messenger RNA of Dichomitus squalens LYAD-421 SS1, 1188 nucleotides long. RefSeq lists its product as uncharacterized. Gene Ontology annotation, biological process: nuclear-transcribed mRNA catabolic process, nonsense-mediated decay; cytoplasmic stress granule assembly; regulation of mRNA stability. The record is from RefSeq and is a predicted model, not a curated record. Gene Ontology annotation, cellular component: cytoplasmic stress granule. The transcript is spliced from 3 exons. Lineage: Eukaryota; Fungi; Basidiomycota; Agaricomycetes; Polyporales; Polyporaceae. Gene Ontology annotation, molecular function: mRNA binding. The coding region runs from base 1 to 1188 and encodes 395 amino acids.